AUGGCUUUCGUCUCCGGUGGCGGAGGAGGCCUUCCACCGCAGCCAGGGGUUCCAACUCCUGGAGGCUCGAAUGGGCCUCCCGUUGCAGUCCAAACGCCGACCGCCACUCAGCUAGCCGCUCACCAACAGUUGUCUGCUUUGGCAGGCAGUCAACAAUUCCUGGUAAGGAUUUUUUCUCUCAUUCACUCCAUCACUUCACACUAUCAUUCUUCCCAAGUCAUUGAACGAUCACAUUUGAACGUGAAAGGCAGUUGA
Molecule: messenger RNA, 255 nt
Organism: Cylicostephanus goldi
Lineage: Eukaryota; Metazoa; Nematoda; Chromadorea; Rhabditida; Strongylidae
Source: the annotation of a GenBank genome assembly